CGGCCGAGCUGAACCAAUUUAAAUGUACUUGUUUACUUUGUUUCUUGGCUUUCUUGCACUCGCUUUGCCGGUUUUGCGGUUAGCAAAGGGAGUCCAGUGAUAAACUGCUUGCAUACCUCUGAUAAGCUGUAGGGCUCGAACUCUUCGCACUUGUCCGCUGCCGUCCUUUGAACCAGCUCGCAAUGCCUACCUUUACGAUCAGCACCAACAUUCCGGCCAGCAAAGUUCCCGAUGACUUUCUGCAGACAACUGCCGAACUCGUCGCACGUUCACUGGGAAAGCCACUCUCGUAUGUGGUCGUCCACAUCAGCACGGAUCAAAAAAUGUCUUUCGGCGGCAGCACCGAACCGUGUGCCAUUGCGAACCUGUACAGCAUCGGGUGCCUUGGAGAUGCCGAAAAUAAGAAGCAUUCAGCUGCCCUCUUCAAGCAUGUCGAGAAAACACUGGGCAUCAAGGGUGACAGGAUGUACAUCAACUUUUUCGAUAUGCCUGCAACAGAUGUAGGCUACAAUGGGAAGACAUUUGGUUGAUUUGCAGCAGUUGCUUCUCUCCCUGCAAUGAUGCACAUGCAGAAUAUUUUGUUCUUGGUGGCGGUAUAAUUUUGUAUUAAAUAAAGAGAAAUAAAGAAACCAUUUGGUCUUUA
This is a messenger RNA of Ixodes scapularis (black-legged tick), 643 nucleotides long. RefSeq names its product macrophage migration inhibitory factor homolog. Gene Ontology annotation, molecular function: cytokine activity; phenylpyruvate tautomerase activity. NCBI's taxonomy places the organism in Eukaryota, Metazoa, Arthropoda, Arachnida, Ixodida, Ixodidae. The coding region runs from base 183 to 530 and encodes 115 amino acids. The transcript is spliced from 3 exons. The record is from RefSeq and is a predicted model, not a curated record.